Messenger RNA from Linepithema humile (Argentine ant), 6018 nucleotides. Lineage: Eukaryota; Metazoa; Arthropoda; Insecta; Hymenoptera; Formicidae. The record is from RefSeq and is a predicted model, not a curated record.
CGAAGAUGAAGAAGUGUAAAAUUUCAAAAAUCAUCAUCUCCUUGGACGACAACGUCAACGGCUUUAUUGGACGAUAGAAAAAGGACGAGGAGUGGUGCUGGACAGUCAAGGGCCGGUGCUCGUCUCAGAGCCGCGCUCUAGCGUGGAGUUCUCAAACGACACCGGGGCGAUGAUCCACUGCUCGGCCCACGGCAGUCCCUCGCCGAGAAUCGACUGGCUGAUGGGCGACGGCUCACCGGUCUUACCGAUACCGCAUAUCCGUGAGAUGCUGGUAAACGGUUCCAUGUACUUCCUGCCGUUCGGCGCCGAGAGCUACCGGCACGAUGUGCACUCGGCUGUCUAUCGCUGCCAAGCGUCGAACAGCGUCGGCAAGGUGCUCGGCCGUGAAAUCACUGUAAAGGCCGUGGUGCGCCAGAAGUACGAAGUACAAGUGCGAGACGCCUAUGUCCUGGCGGGCAACACCGGAGUGCUCAGGUGCGAGAUACCAGCUUUCGUCAAGGAAUAUGUCGCGGUCACGUCCUGGUUCCAGGACUCAUCCUUCAACUUUUACCCGACUGCGGAGAGUGGCGGGAAAUACCAUAUGCUGCCCACUGGAGAACUACUCAUCUUCUCCGUGACUUCCGCCGAUGCCCACUCGACCUACCGAUGCCGCACUGUGCACCACAUCACCGGUGACACUGUGGAAAGUUCAUCGUACGCCAGACUAGUAGUUACUGAACACCGCAAUCCGUCGCCGCCGCGCUUCAACGAGCGGGUGAACCCCGCAGCGAUUCGCACCGGCGAGACAAUCGUACUGUCGUGUAUUUCGCAAGGUAUUCCGCCACCUACGUAUCUCUGGUUCCGCGAAUCCGUGUCGGGAACGACGAUGGUCUUCAACUCAGAGAGGAUACACGCGCGUGCCGGCGUGCUAGUGCUGCAAUCCGCUCGAGUCGAAGACGCUGGCAGAUAUGUCUGCCAUGCGAACAAUACCGCCGGUUCCGAGCGAGUCGAACUGGAAGUCUCCAUCAUAAGCAGCCUUUCCAUCCAUCUGGCGCCUCAACAGGUGACUGUGGACCUAGGAAAGGAUGCGGAGUUUCAAUGCUCCAUCACCGGUAAGCCACAUCCGGUGAUCUCGUGGGCAAAGGACGGUCUUCCUAUGCGGGAAGGAUCUUCGGGUAGAAGCAAAAUUACGGGUAACGAUGGCUCGACAUUGCGCAUAUCUUCUAUCGUGAGGGAUGACAAAGGAAUGUAUCAAUGCUUCGCCAAGAACGACUAUGAGAUGGUGCAGGCGACGGCCGAAUUACGUUUGGGAGAUGCAGCGCCUCAACUUUUGUAUAAGUUCAUCGAACAGACGAUGCAACCAGGUCCCUCGGUAUCGCUCAAGUGUAUCGCGAUGGGCAACCCUACGCCGCACUUCUCCUGGACGCUGGACGGGUUUCCUCUUCCACAAAACGACAGAUUCAUGAUAGGCCAGUACGUGACAGUUCACGGCGACGUGAUAUCUCACGUGAACAUAAGCGCCGUGCGGGUGGAGGACGGUGGUGAGUACAUGUGCUCGGCGGUGAACCGCGUCGCAAAGGCGCGUCACGCGGCCCGGCUCAAUAUUUACGGGCUGCCUCAUGUGAGACCGAUGGGCAACUACGCCGCCGUGGCCGGCGAGACGACCGUCAUCAAGUGUCCCGCCGCAGGUUUCCCGCUUGCCAGCAUCACCUGGGAAAAAGAUGGUCAAAUAUUGCCAACCAGCCGACGUCAGGAGGUGUCUACAAACGGAACGCUGGUGCUGUAUCGCGUCGACAGCAGCACCGAUCGCGGUGCAUACACGUGCACCGCAAAGAACAAACAAGGUCGCUCCGAUUCGCAGACCAUCCACAUAGAAGUCAAAGUUCCGCCUACGAUAGCUCCCUUUAGCUUUAAGAAGGACUUGUCGGAGGGCCUGCGGGCCCAGGUGACCUGCAUGGUCGAGAAGGGCGAUCCGCCGUUCACGAUCAUCUGGUCGAAGGACGGCGAACCGAUUUCUGGCCCCGGCACGGCGGCCGCCGCCUACGGGCCCGCCGUCGCUGCCGCCGCAGCCGCGGCCGUUAACGAUCCCCGACAACACUCGCAGACACCCCCGGGGCUGCGCGUAACCAACAUUGACGCCCAUUCCAGCGCCAUAGUUAUCGAACGCGUCACCGCCGCGCAUACUGGCAACUAUACUUGCCUGGCACGCAAUUCGGUGGCCGAGGUCCUCUGGACGGCCGAAUUGAUUGUUCGUGUGCCGCCACGUUGGGUGGUGGAGCCGCAAGACGCCCGCGCAUCCGAAGGGAUGCCUCGGUUGAGCCUGCAUUGCCAUGCCGACGGGUUUCCGCCGCCGUUGGUCACGUGGCGACGCGGCAGCGGCAAGCAGCCUGGCAAUUACCACGACAUAGCCAGCCACGAGCACAUGCAGGACCUGAGGAUACACUCCAACGGCUCGCUGGUGUUCGGCCGGGUGCAAGAAGAUCACGAGGGCUUUUAUCUGUGCGAGGCCGUAAACGGCAUCGGAGCCGGGCUCAGCAAAGUCGUUUAUCUCACCGUCAAUGUUCCCGCGCAUUUCGUGGAGAAACAUCGCAAUCAGACCGCGAGGCUAGGCUCGAACGCCUCGCUACGCUGCGAGGCGAAAGGCGACCAUCCCUUGAAGAUAGUUUGGAAGAAAGCCAGCUCCCAGUUAGAUCCAAAACUUCCCGAUUAUCGUUACACUCUUAAGGAGGACAACACCACUGAUGGCGUCGUCAGCGUUCUUGGUUUUCUUAGUACCAGCCGUGAAGACAGUGGAAGAUACUUUUGUAUCGCAUCCAACGCUUACGGUCGCGAUGAGAUGACAAUUCAUCUUUAUAUUCAAGAACCUCCAGAUUUUCCACGGAAUCUUCACGUGAUCGAAAAAGGUAGUCGUCACAUCAAUCUAGGCUGGACAACCAGUCAGGAUGGAAACAGUCCGAUUACCCAAUAUAUAAUUGAAUACAAAACCGAAUCGGAAGUAUGGCAUGACCACACGUUCCAUACGACGGUGCCGGGCACACGUGCUCACGGCCACGUGAGCGGCUUACGUCCCGCGGUCACUUACCAGUUUCGGAUGUACGCGGACAACGAACUGGGUCGGAGUCAAGCGAGUGACAUUUUAGAGGCAACAACGGAGGGGGAGAAGCCGGGCGGACCGCCGCGAAAUCUCAAAGUAGACCCCAUCAGCUCGACCGAAUUCAACGUCACCUGGGAUCCGCCCGAUCAUGAUUUAUGGAACGGCGAGAUACUCGGUUAUCAUGUCGGCUACAAGGAACACAGGUUGGAGCAGUACACAUACAAAACCGUGGAAAGACGGAUCUCGACAGCAAGUGUUGCACUGGGUCUGGCAAGAACGUCCAUGCCUGGACGACAGCAUCACUUGACGAACUUGAAGAAGUUCACGCGUUACAGUGUGGUCGUUCAAGCGUUCAACGCUCUCGGUCCCGGUCCCAUGACGCAGGAAGUUGUGGCAUCGACGCUCGAGGAUGUCCCGAGCAGUCCUCCGCAGGACGUGCGUUGCACCGCUCUCUCGUCGACAUCCUUGCAAGUCUCCUGGGACUCACCGCCCGAGUCUAGCAUGAAUGGGAUACUGAAAGGCUACAAGGUUAUAUGGGAGAAUACGGAUGCGUUAGCGGAGUCUAUCAAACCGGAGAUGACCAAGACUACCACCGCACUGACAGUGGUGAUUCAUAGCCUGGAGAAAUACACAAACUACUCAAUCCAAGUCUUGGCGUCAACCAGAAGCGGCGACGGUAUCGCUUCGUCACCUCUUUAUUGCGUAACCGAGGAGGAUCUGCCGGAAGUGCCAGCCGGUGUCAAAGCCGUCGCCAGCUCGGCCACGUCUAUCAUCGUCUCGUGGCAACCGCCCUUGAAGAGCAACGGCAACAUUACCGCCUACAACGUGCACAUUCGCGGACUUGGGCCGGAAGGAAAGUGGCAUAGAAGAGCUUUAGCGCCGCAUCAGACCAGCUAUCAGGCCGAAGAUCUGCACAAGAGGAGCCAGUACGAAUUCACCAUAGCCGCGGUCACUUCGGUCGGCGAGGGCCCGCAAACCCCGUCUAUUACGGUCUCACCUUCCAGCGAAGUUCGCGCUGCUAUAUACUCGUUCGGUACCGUACUUGUCGUGCCGUGGAAGCGAGAUGUGACGCUACCUUGCCAAAGUGUGGGCAAACCUGAGCCCUCGGUUACCUGGAAGCAAUGGGGUCAGAUCGUCAAACCAUCUGCCAGAGUGUCCCUCCAUCCUGAUGGAUCUUUACAAAUUAUUGAUCUUCACAGGGAGGAUAGCGGAAAUUACACUUGCUUCGUGGAUAAUCGUCACGGCUCCGAUCAGAUAACUCAUCGUUUAACCGUGCAAGUUCCACCCGCGGCGCCAUUAUUGCACGCGACUAGCACCAGCAGCAAUUCUAUUAACGUACAAUGGAAAAACGGCGACGACGGCGGCUCGUCGAUUCGUGGCUACAUUCUACACUACAAACGCGAGUCGGGCGAAUGGGAAGAGUUCAAGGUGUCGCAUAAAGUGAGCAGUUUUGUCUUGUCGCGACUUUGGUGCGGCAAUGAUUACCAGAUGUACCUGACGGCGUACAAUCGCAUCGGCAUGGGCCGACCGAGCGAGAUUGUCAAGGCGACGACGAAAGGCUCGAAGCCGGACGAUUCUCCCGGAACUAGCGACAAGUUCGUCACUGUCAAUGUCUCCUGGAUUACCCUGCAUCUUAGCAUGUGGAACGACGGAGGGUGUCCUAUAACGUUCUUCGAGCUGGAAUACAGGAAGAGCGGCGAAGGCAUUUGGACAUUGGUCUCGAAUAAUAUCGAGGUACAAAAGACGUAUACUCUGAGCGAGUUGCAACCGGGAACGACAUAUGAUAUUCGCAUAAGGGCCCACAAUAACGCCGGCUCGUCGGUGGCUGAAUACAGAAUAACGACGUUGCAGCCACAUAUUAGCACAACCCUGUCCGCCAUCGAUAUCGAUCAAUACAUACCUCAACACACGUCCGUAUACUCGGAUCUGAAGCUCAUCGUGCCUCUGGUGCUAAGUUCGUUCGCGAUUAUUGCCGCGGCCGGUGCUGUCUUCUAUUGCUUCCGCAAACGUCCUUUUAUGAGUGAUAUCGGAAGUCUACAUGAUGCUCAAACCGCGGCCGCCUUAGACAAUAAGCAGAACAUGGAGCAGCGCGAGCAGUAUUACGCCACAGUACGUAAGCCGCUCCGUUCGCCGAUACACGAGAUGGCCACAUUAGAGAAAAUACCAGAAUAUUCGGAAGAUAUCUACCCGUACGCCACGUUCCAGCUGGAGGAAAGCGUUCCUGCAGGAGGCGACAGUCGCUGCAAUUCUGCAGCGCCUCUCCAGACCUUCGUCUAUCACGACCCUCGUCUCUCCACUGCCGAUACCCUUCAGUUACGAGAGUCGGAUUGCAACCGAUACACUAAGGCACGCGGAGGCCGUUCGUCCUCUGCGCCGUUGCACAAAGCGCACAAGGUCAGUCAGGGCAAGUCCGAGUCGGAGGAGUACGACACCCUGGGCUCGGACAGCGACACGGAAGUCGGGACCAGCAGCCGAACCGAGUCUUCCAAUCACCUCGUCGAUUCGCACCACUCGGCAUCUGCGGCCGACUCGCGCGUUCACAACUUCCUGUACCAUGGACCAGAAUCUAGCACGUCUACAGAACCCUCACCGAUUUUUGAGAGAAAAUCGUUUCCUGGAAGGGGACGACCCAAGAUGUUACAGCUGGCGCGUCAUACCAGCGAGGAGGCCCGUGCCAACUUCGGGCCAAUCGCCGGGCCUGGCCAUCCCAAGCACCAGUCGGGCAAUGCCUAUGCCAAUCGGGACCAGGAACGUGACGGAUCAGGAAACCUGUUCGUCCCCAAGCUGGACCCACCCUCGGGUUUCUCCGACGCGUUUGAGUUAAGCGAGGCCGAGUGCGACUUUGAUCGCGGUCACAGCAGCCAACGAAACGUCCGUGACUUUGUAAUUGCGGUGUAAAUACAUACAAAAGCCUCCGAUGUGCACGCGAGGAUCCCGUCGUAAAG